AUGAUGUUCGCGUCGUCGUCGUCGCAGUAUACCGCGUCGUACGCGCGAGGCGUAAAAUUGGUUUUCGCGGCAAAGAAGACAACAACGCCGAGGAGGAAGAGGAGGAGAGGAAGAGCGAGAGGAGCAUUUCGAGCUUCUUCGUCUUCUUCAGACGGAGAAAAAAACGGAUUGGAAACAUCAUCAACAGAAGAUGACGACGACGACGAAAGAAGAAACUUUGGAGGAAAAGCGUCGUGUUCUUCUUCAUCUUCUUCUUUCUCUCCGUUGUUGUUGUCUCUUUUAGUAGUAUUCGCGGGCGGUGUGACGACGGCGCAACCAUCGUUCGCAUCCAUCGAAGAUUCUCGGAAACAAGUCGUCCUCGACAUCGAGCGGCGUUUGGAACUCGAACGACAGGAAUCCAUCAAUAAUAACGAUAUCGAUAAAGAGAAGAGAGAACCGAGACCGAGGUGGGAAACGAAAGCGGAGGAAAGAGCGAUGAUGAUGCGAGAAUACGAUCGACUGGCGAUCCAACAAAAGGAAGAAAAAGAGGAAUUCAAUCGAAAAGCGACGGCGGUGUACGCGAGACAGGCGGCGGAGAGGAAGACGCUCGCGCGGAUCGAGAAGGAUGGCAAUCCGGACGGGCUGUCGCAAAGCGAGAAGGAACAAGUCGCGAAGGAGGAAGGUGAGAGAGCGUACGAGAUGACGAUGAACGCGAUAGACGCGUCUGAGCUGGAGUUGAAGGCGUACAAUGAACGCAUGGAAGAGAGGAGGCGGACGGCCUUGGAGAGGAACCGGGAGGAGUUGGAGAAGUUGGAAAAGAUGGAGAGGAAAGAGAAGGAGGAGAGCGAGAUUUUGGAGCAGAUUUCGAAGAACUGCGAAAAGUCCUUGGAAGACGUGAACCCGUUCGACGAUACCGUGUGUAUUUAA
Molecule: messenger RNA, 906 nt
Organism: Bathycoccus prasinos
Lineage: Eukaryota; Viridiplantae; Chlorophyta; Mamiellophyceae; Mamiellales; Bathycoccaceae
Exons: 1
Coding region: 1-906 (301 amino acids)
Source: RefSeq, a predicted model, not a curated record